GGUGUAUUUUCAGUUACCUUAUAUAAUCAAUGCAACUGCUAAAUGCAUUUCCAUCAGGUCAUAAUUUGAAGUGGCUUGACCUUGGGAACCAAGUGUUGUUUGUUGUUGUGAACCGGUACAAUAUCCCUGACGCACUAAAUGGUCAUCUACUGAAAAAUGAGCUACAUUAGCGUUAGCAGAUCAAAGAGCGAGCAGGUAGUGCGAAGCUACUUGUAUGUACACUCAUACAUGAAAUACCCUGCAUGUGUUUCAGACGUGUUCAUUAAAAUAUCCUCAACUGUCUCCGUCUGUCGUCUUCUCGGUUUUUCAUCAUAGUUUUAGCUAACUUAUCUACGGAACCUGUUUUUGUGGUUUCGAGCGGAACGUUGGCUAACGUAAGAUACCGUUAGAAACGAGGUAUAACGGUAAAAAAAAGAAUCUCGAAUGUUGACAUUGCACCUAUAGUGGCUAUGCACUAAUAAUUUGCAACGUGUGCGGACCGCACUGAAAACAAACAAAGGUAGCUGCAGCCCCAUCACCUGGAUCAUCUUAGGCCCGCAGAAUGGCUGCUGCAGGACCAAGUACGUCCAAGACGGAUCCCAUAGAUAUUUACAGUGAUCUAGGUCAAAACGACGAGGAUUUGGAAAGAAUUGCUGAAGCAAAUGAGCUUUUUGAUGCUGUUCUGACUGGCUCAGUCGAUCAGGACAAGAAAGUCACAACGCCUCCUAAGGAGACACCAGCUAAAGGAAAAUCUAAAUCAACAAAAGUGAAAAGUCAAAAAGGUGGAAGCUCAAUGAGGAGACUGUCUUUAUAUGUUGGAAAUUUCCCCUGGUGGACAUCUGAUAAGGACCUCGUGUGCUUGGCUGAAACGCUGGGUGUGAGUGACAUCACAGACAUCAAAUUUGCUGAAAACAGAGUAAAUGGUCAGUCAAGAGGCUAUGCAGAACUGGUGGUGACCUCAGAAGAGUCAUUAAAAAUAUUGUUGGAUAAAAUACCCAAAUGUGAAGUCAAUGGGGAAAGGAUAGACUGUCGCUUUGCCACUCGCCAGAACCUCGCCAUGUUUGAGGACACAGCAAAUAAACGUAUACCCCUGCGCGUAAAUUCCAAAGAUCCUAGGGACUCAGAUUCUUCGGAAAUGAUUCCUUCAUUAUUAUCACAGGAGCCCAGCCCUCCCCCAAUGCAUCCCCUUUUUCCAUCUAACCCCUGUGCAAACAGGUUUCCCUCAUUACACAAUCCUUUCCUUAGUCAGGCACCUCCUCCCUUCCCACAUAUGCCACCAAACAUCCCUCAACCCCUGCCACCCCCUUUGUUCCCUCAUCUACCAGUCCAUGUUCCUAGCCAACCAACUUCCAGUCUGCAUAUAAAUCCGGCAGUCUUCACCUCAGCACAAGACGGGCACAGCAGCAAAGUGUACAGCCAACAAAAGCACAUGUGUCAAACUACAGAUGGGGAUUUUGAGGAGCUGAUGAACAGAAACAGAGCUGUUGCCAGCAGCGCCAUCACCAAGGCUGUGUCUGGAGCAACAGCUGGGGACUUGCGGGUGGCCAUGGAGACUCUAUUAACUGCCAUUGCUAUCAUUAAGCAGUCCAGAGUGUAUGGAGAUGAACGCUGCCAAGCCCUGGUCACCUCACUCAAGGACUGUCUAGUCUCUAUCCAGGGCAACCACAGCUACAGGAGUAGCAGUCGCUCUGGGGACGAAGAAAGAGACAGGGACAGGGGUCGUGACAGAGAGCGAGAGCGGGAUAGAGAACGAGACAGAGAAGAUUCUUCUGGUUGGGAAGGCGCGGGAAUGUCUCGAAGACGCAGAGAACGCUCCUGGAGCGGGGAGAGGGACAAGGAACGCUCGCGGGAACGGGAAAGGCACAGAGAACACAGAGACCGAUACCGCUGACUUGACAGAUGGAGUGUGUAAGUGUGAAGCCGAGCGAAGACGGGAGUUUUUGUUUCUGUACCAAGCUGUAUAAAAACCUGGAGUAAUCUAAGAUAAGACUGAAGAUGUAUCUCCAAAAGUCUAAGGUUACAUUUUUUUUGUUCUCCGGCUGCCUGUACAUACUGGGAUUUUUAUCUGGUUUAAGAAAAAAAUGAGAUUGUUGAUUUGUUGCUGGGAAGUGAGAUCCCAGUGCUUGCAUGAGCGGGAACACCUCUGAAUAAUUUAUGUAAUGUAGUGUUUUCAUCACUUUCUUUUGUAUUAAAUCUGCAAAUUAAAACAUUCCCUGAAA
This is a messenger RNA of Chelmon rostratus (copperband butterflyfish), 2198 nucleotides long. RefSeq names its product cleavage and polyadenylation specificity factor subunit 7-like. The coding region runs from base 542 to 1870 and encodes 442 amino acids. Gene Ontology annotation, cellular component: mRNA cleavage and polyadenylation specificity factor complex. Gene Ontology annotation, biological process: mRNA alternative polyadenylation. NCBI's taxonomy places the organism in Eukaryota, Metazoa, Chordata, Actinopteri, Chaetodontiformes, Chaetodontidae. The transcript has 9 exons. The record is from RefSeq and is a predicted model, not a curated record. Gene Ontology annotation, molecular function: mRNA binding.